AUGAGUUUAAAACCCUUCACCUACCCGUUUCCAGAGACAAGAUUUCUUCAUUCAGGAUCCAGUGUAUAUAAAUUCAAAAUCAGAUAUGGUGACAGCAUUAGAGGGGAAGAUAUAGAAAAUAAGGAAGUCAUCGUCCAGGAGCUGGAGGUCCCUGCUGAGAGGAAGGCAGCAAGAGCCAUGAAGAAGAAACGAAAGCGCAUGGAAUUGUCUGUCUCUCCCAGCAGACCAGGCCUGGACAGGGCCAAGAUGAGGACUUCUAGCCAAGGUCCCAGCAAAAAGAAGUUCCUCAUGGAAACCAGCAGGAACAUGGAAAGAAACACCCAGCAGAAAUGUCAGGAGACUCCAGCAUUUGAUGGCACUGAUGUCCAGGAACAGGGUUCUAGGUGGGAGGACAACCUAGCGGGGGAGAUUACCCCACCAGUGCAGCAAAGCAAUCCGCCUCCACCUGCAGGACCCACAGACCUGGGGACCAGUGGCUUCUUUGGGUUUUUGAGCUCUCUCUUCCCGUUCCGGUAUUUCUUCAGAAAGAGCAGCCAGUGA
Myotis brandtii (Brandt's bat) is the source of this 540-nucleotide messenger RNA. RefSeq names its product chromosome unknown open reading frame, human C11orf85 (gene MAJIN). The transcript has 7 exons. Gene Ontology annotation, cellular component: nuclear inner membrane. Gene Ontology annotation, molecular function: DNA binding. The coding region runs from base 1 to 540 and encodes 179 amino acids. NCBI's taxonomy places the organism in Eukaryota, Metazoa, Chordata, Mammalia, Chiroptera, Vespertilionidae. Gene Ontology annotation, biological process: homologous chromosome pairing at meiosis; meiotic attachment of telomere to nuclear envelope. The record is from RefSeq and is a predicted model, not a curated record.